AUGAGUGGGCAUGUAAGAAGAAGAUCCAAAUCUGCAGGAAGAAGAGAGUCUUCCCAGGUUGUUGGGCCUCUUGUUGCUCAGCAGCCCAGUGAUAAACCACCUCAACUAGAGGAACCACCGUCUGAGAAUCAGGAUACUAUAUCUGCUCAGGACAUUGAAGGACCUGCUAUGGAAGCUGAUCAACAGGAACUGCCUCUGCUGAAGACUGUGGAUGAGCCUGGGGAUGGUCCUGAUAUCUAUUAA
This is a messenger RNA of Globicephala melas (long-finned pilot whale), 243 nucleotides long. Its product is annotated as putative G antigen family E member 3. Lineage: Eukaryota; Metazoa; Chordata; Mammalia; Artiodactyla; Delphinidae. The record is from RefSeq and is a predicted model, not a curated record.